AGGUUGCAGAAAGGACUUCCUUGCAGCAUAUUUGCUGUCGACAGCCCAAUGAAUUAGUCGUAGGCCUAGCGACUCGCAUCUGUAUUUUUUUGUUUGCUUUUUAUAUUCACCAAGUGAAAGAUUGCAGCAUCCAUAGGCAUACCGACCUCUUAGCUAGCAAAAUAUUUUCAAUUGAGAGCCCUAUUCGGAUAAACGAAAAGAAUCAAAAAGAAUGUCGACUGGGAGUGCUAGCUCCUCCUCUUCCUCCUCGAGGCUCCCGCCCCCGCAAUUCCGUCUGCCCUGGGCAAACAAAAACAGUUUCGGAACGCAGUCGUUGCAAGACUUCGCGGUCCCAGAAACUCUAACUGAGCAUCUCAUCAUGGAGCAUGUUGCUGGCUUUGUGAUAAAAUACGGCGAAGCAGCAGAGUUCCGACUGAGGCUAGCAACGGAAAACAGUGCGAACGAUGCUGCACGACUCAGCGCGUCGUCGAGAAGCAGUGGCAGUGGGAGCAGCUCAACAUCUAAUGGAAAGGUGGAUCACACCGAUACCAGCAAGACGACCAGCGCGGCCAGCAACAAACACAGCCAGCUCGCGUUUCUGGAGCCCGAGCACCCCUUGCGGAAGUACUACGAAUGGCUAAAGCGGACCAAGGCAACACUGGAGGAGCGCGCGCCGCACUUACUCCCUCGCGGUUGGAACCUUUGGCGGAAAGUUUUACCGUCAGAAUCCAUCGUGAAUACGCACGUCGAGGUCGUGAACAAAGAGGACCAAUCCACUUCUUCGAGCGCUGACGACGCGGAAGAUGGGAACAUAUCGGCGUUUCUCGGAGCUAUGAUGGGAGAAGAAAACACGAAGAGAAAGAACAAGCGGCACCGUCGUGCCAGCGCUGGGGAAGAUGAUGAGAGCCACAGCGAAAUGAACGGUCGGGAUAGAAGCGGUCGCCGCUCGAACAAACGUGCGAAAACUUUGUCCGCGAGUAAAGCUUCUCGCCCAGCAUCGCCCUCGCCGCCAGAAGCGGAAGACGUCGGCUCCAUGUUCUUUGAGGACUACGAAGAUGAAAACAGCCAGGACUGGCACAGUGCGGCGCUGAUUUGCGGCGCGCACAAACUGACACCGGAAUUGGAGAAGGCGAUUCAGGGCAUUGGAUGUGCGCUACUCGAGAAGAAAGAUCGUCGCUUCGCAGACACGGCGUUGCGACUGAAACUGGACGAAUCCGCUGUUCUCGUGCGAGAUGAGAGCGGCGUUUUUAUCUCUCUGAGCACAGCAGCGCAAGCAACCCGUGCAGCUGCGAAAGCAUAUUUUGAUCAUGUCAUUGGCGUUGUUGCGAAAAAACUCGAAGCCGCGGCGCAACAAGGGUCAUUGUCGUCACUAGGAGGACCAGAGGACAACUACAUGGACAGAGGACCAGAGGACAACUCCACCCAGAGCGCACAAGAACUCGAAAACGAGUCCUACCACCUGAGUGCACAGACCGCUCAUUUUCUCGCUAGGGUCGCCCGUAAAAUUUUCGAGGAAGACGAGAAACGCGCGAAACGGGCGGAAGCCGUAGAGGAUCCGUUUAAGCUGUUUUUGGCCGAGAUAGAAGAGGAAGACGAAGAGCGGGCAGUUUCAUUCGCGGAAGAGGAUGUUCCCGACAUACAUUUCAACAUUCCUGUCGUGGACGAGCAAGAGCCGAUCGGACAUGUAGAAGAUGCCGCCGUAGUACUGCCAGAGGAACACGCUCUGGAAACUGAAGGAAGUCCACCAGCUGUCAUCUCUCAGAAUCUGGUGGUAUCGGAGAACUUGAUUGACGGCCUCCAGGACGAAGAUGAAGAGCCGGGCGGGGCCUUCUGCUCAAUCGAAAACGAAGAACUACGGAGCGCAAACGUGGUAGACACGUCCGAAGAUAACGGCGCCGCUAAGUUUGGCGACACCAAUUCUGUAGACGCGCAGAGCGUGAGCGCGCCAGGCAACAGUUUGCACAGCGAAGAACUUCAUGUGGGGCAGGCUGUGGAGGAGAUACAGCAGGCUGCAGCCGUUUCCAGCGUACGAAACACGGCCGUGCUGGCGCAUUCAUCUGCCAGUGUAGUUGCUUCGAUUCGUGAUGGAGGAGACUCAGUUCCUCAUGUGUUGCCGCACGACCGGCAAUUGCAUCAACAUGAGGGCGAGCAGAUAGGGAUCAACCAGAAAGAGCUGCCCAGUACCCGGCUUCAUCGGCGUUUGACAGCUACAGGCAGUAAAGGGACCGCACCUGUUCUAAAGAGCGAAAAAAAAACAUCGGGUAUGUUCGAUUACGACAGUGGCAGCUCAGACGAAGACGGCGAUGACGCGCUGGCCAAAUUUGAAAAGCGAUAAACGAAUGCGUGGAGCACUCUUUCGUCUCGAAGGCUUCCCAGGUUUACUUUUCCACAUUUGGGCUGUAGUGAAAAACAACAU
Messenger RNA from Amoebophrya sp. A120, 2395 nucleotides. The record is from the annotation of a GenBank genome assembly. NCBI's taxonomy places the organism in Eukaryota, Dinophyceae, Syndiniales, Amoebophryaceae.